Messenger RNA from Haliotis rufescens (red abalone), 693 nucleotides. Its product is annotated as extensin-like. Bases 1 to 693 code for a protein of 230 amino acids. The record is from RefSeq and is a predicted model, not a curated record. NCBI's taxonomy places the organism in Eukaryota, Metazoa, Mollusca, Gastropoda, Lepetellida, Haliotidae. The transcript has a single exon.
AUGGGUUGCAAUUUAACCCAGAUCUCCACGACCCACCUUCUCUCCUUCCCUCGCCCCACAGUCAACCUCCCCUCGCCCCUCUGUCACCUCCCCUCACCGCCUCCCUCCCUCGCCCGUCUGUCACCUCCCCUCACUGCCUCCCUCCCUGGCCCCCUACCUACCUACCUACCUCCCUCACCCCACGGUCAACCUCCCCUCGCCCCUCUGUCACCUCCCCUCACCGCCUCCCUCCCUCGCCCCUCUGUCACCUCCCCUCACUGCCUCCCUCCCUGGCCCCCUACCUACCUACCUACCUCCCUCACCCCACGGUCAACCUCCCCUCGCCCCUCUGUCACCUCCCCUCACCACCUCCCUCCUUCGCCCCUCUGUCACCUCCCCUCACCGCCUCCCUGUCUCGCCCCCUACCUACCUCCCUCCCUCACCCCACAGUCAACCUCCCCUCGCCCCUCUGUCACCUCCCCUCACUGCCUCCCUCCCUUGCCCCCUCACCGACUCCCUCCCUCACCCCCUCACCGCCUCUCUCCCUCACCGCCUCGCCCCCUCCCUCGUCCCCUCACCACCUCCCUCCCCCCCUCGCCCCCUCACUGCCUCAUUCAUUCAAAAGAUGUGAAAACUGUCAUCAAACAAUUACAAUCUGAUCUUGGACGUUGUGACAUGACAGCCUCAGACUCCUUCCAGUUGCAGAUCCAGUAA